Molecule: messenger RNA, 1995 nt
Organism: Phyllopteryx taeniolatus (common seadragon)
Lineage: Eukaryota; Metazoa; Chordata; Actinopteri; Syngnathiformes; Syngnathidae
Product: epidermal growth factor receptor kinase substrate 8-like protein 1
Exons: 14
Coding region: 111-1673 (520 amino acids)
Biological process (GO): positive regulation of ruffle assembly; Rho protein signal transduction; regulation of Rho protein signal transduction
Cellular component (GO): plasma membrane; vesicle; ruffle membrane
Molecular function (GO): actin binding
Source: RefSeq, a predicted model, not a curated record
UUCUGCAUUUCUCGAGUAGGUGGGACGUGCUCGUGUAAACAGCUCAGCUCAGUGACACACAACGAUUGUCUUGUGUUGCUUGGACUUAAACACUCAGACCACAACAAAAGAUGUCAGCAAAACCUCCUCCGCUGAUUCCUCGAAAGCCUUCAGGUGUCCGGGGAAUGCCCGUCUCAAAACACCAGCUUUCCUCUAGUGAGCUUCCAGAAAGCAAUGAUUCGGUGAAAGAGAUUGACGCCAACAUGGCAUCAAACCCUCCAUCUCAACUGAAUGCAAAGAGAGAAGUGGCGAUUCUGAACUGCUGUUUCGACGACAUCGAGCGAUUCAUGAUGCGUUUGCAGCAGGCGGCCGAGGCCCAGAGCAUUCUAGAUCAGAGGAAGAAAAGAAGCAGGAAUAGCAAGAAGCAGAGCCAAGAUGGCGAUGACUUGAUGACCAUGAAAGCAGUUCCUCCGUCAGCCAAAGAAUUUGUGGACCUCUUUCAGAAAAUCAAGUACUCCUUCAAUCUGCUGGAUCGUGUCAAGUCAGCCAUAACAGAACCGAACGCACCCGAGUUGCUGCAUCACAUCUUUUCACCUCUCGGACUGAUGGUGAAAACCACAUGUGGGCCAGCAUUGGGUGGGUCAGUGGUCAGUCCUGCACUGACCACUGGUGCUGUUUCACUGCUUCAGGAGCAUCUGACUGCAGAGGAAAAAGAGCUCUGGGCUGAGUUAGGACCCAAUUGGACUUCCCCCUGUUCUCAGCUCGGUGUGUCGGUGCCUCCUUACUCGCCCGUCUUCCUGGAUGGAUGGCAGCCGCAGGCGUUCGACUCCUCUGGUUUGCCUUUGGAAGAUCCUGUUGAGUCGCAGCACAACCAAGAUGCAUACAUGCGGAGUAAACAUGCAGCGGGAGGUGGAGAGCCCAUUGAAGAGACCGAUGAAGUAGAGGGAAAUGGACUUCCACCACCGGGGGAGAGACAUUACUGCUGCAGUUAUGACUUUGUUGCAAGAAACAGUAGUGAGCUCUCGGUAUUGCAAGGAGAAACACUGGAGGUCAUCAAGUCAUCGAAGAGAUGGUGGAAGUGUCGCAAUCGCUUUGAUCAGAUAGGAUUUGUUCCAUAUAAUAUCUUGGAACCGCUGUCAGCUCUAAAUAACACUUGUGGGGAAAACCCAAUGAUGUCCCCCAUUUCCCCUUCCUCAACGUUCUUUCCCUACGCUCCGCUGAGCCCAGUCGGCACUUGUCCGACAUCGACGAGUCCAACUGUACGACCUCAAAGCAUAGUUUUACCAUCCACAACAAUAGAUGGAGACAAUGGUGAUCGAGUACUGAUAAUGAAUGACGAGCUUCUCCAACGAAUGGCGCAGAAAAGAGUCCCCGGCAGCCGUCCUCCUCUCAUGGCGUCCCGCUCCGUGGAAACGACUCUUCCCUUGAACUAUCACUCUCAGCCGACCGAGGUGGAGGCCUGGCUCGUGGCAAAGGGCUUCAGUCAGCAGACGGUCCAGAGUCUUGGCGUUUUAACCGGAGCGCAGCUUUUUUCCCUGAAUAAAAGGGAGCUCUGCGAAGUGUCUCGAGAGGAAGGGGGCAGAGUGUACAGUCAUAUUAUGAUGCAGAAGGCCAUUCUCGAGGAUGUGCGAAAGGUCUCCGAGUUGGAGAAGGUGAUGGAGAAGCAAAAGCUGAAGAUUGGCAUGAUCGAAUGAGACGGCGUACGGCGUAUCAAGCGAACUCUAUGCUUAGACAAGAUGUUAAUGUGAAUCAUUUUUUUAGUCUUAUGUACAGCGGGUCUGUCCGACCUGGUUGUGAUCUACUUAAGUAUUACUGUUCCUCAUAUGUGCAAGCAAAAGCAAAAAAAAGUGGGAGUGUUACGAAAACAGACUGAGAUCGUUCUCAGAGCUAGAAACCCAUGAAUGUGCAUUCUGAAGACAAGCCAGCAGAUUGUUGAGUUUUUACUGCAACAGCUUUUAAUUGCUAAUAAACCCAUUUUCUUGUCAUUUAUUAAAAUUAUAAUUGUGAAUUAUUGAA